Molecule: messenger RNA, 2077 nt
Organism: Jatropha curcas
Lineage: Eukaryota; Viridiplantae; Streptophyta; Magnoliopsida; Malpighiales; Euphorbiaceae
Gene: ET2
Product: effector of transcription2
Biological process (GO): regulation of DNA-templated transcription
Molecular function (GO): DNA binding
Source: RefSeq, a predicted model, not a curated record
GGCUUCCUUUUUUGCAGAUAUGUUUUUUUUUUUCCUCCAGCUAUCGGCUGUUCAGUUUACAGGUUGAGAACAAAUCAUUCAUAGAAGGAAGCUAGUCAUUCCUAAGACGCCUUCGGUUAAUAGUCGUUAUUCUUUUGUUGCUUUGAUUAUCUUUCCUAUUGGAAGCCCAAACCUGGGCGAUGAUGACGGUUUAUUUUGAAAUUCAAAUGCCAGGAGGACAGAGUAAUCUGUUCUGUGUUUCCAAAUAAAAUUCUGCCGCCACUUUAAAACGGCGUGAUUAACGGUGAUUAUCAGUUAUCGAGGCUUAGCAGUUAGCAAGCACAAAAUGGGAGCGGGUCAUGACUCCGCUGCUGUUCCUGCCGUAUCCCGAUUGAAGAGGGAAGACUAUAAGCGAACUAAGCACGACUCCCAAUUUUCGAAAUGGCAGGUUCUCAUUGGACCUUCUGAUUGGGAAGAUUAUUCUCAGGGGAAGGAAGGAGCGGCUAGGUACCGGGUUCACAAUCUACCUUCUAGCUCAGGCCCCGGUUUAUAUGAGCUUGGCAUAGCAAUAUCUCGUGGCACUGAGUCUAGAAUUGGUCGUGAUGUUAGCAAGCUUGACCCAAAUGACAUUGUGGUGGUUUAUCUUGGCCAAGCUGACAGUGUCAGGAGCCGGCUCCAGCAUUAUGGCCGUUCAGGUGCUCAUCUGGGCAAUAACUGUGCUAAUCGUUACUGGAAUGACUCUAAAUGUGAGCCUCCUCAAAAAGGGUCUGGCUUGUUUGAGGAGAUAUUUGAAAGAGGCCACUCCAUUGUGUUUAGAUGGGCUUCUAUAAAGGAUAAGAGGAGUGCUGAGAAAACAGAAGCUCUGCUGCUUGACACUUUUGACUAUGCAUGGAACAAAGGUAGUAAUGGUGCACGGCGUCCCGAUGAUAUCAUUCAGAAACUCAGUAAAAUUGCGUCAAGCAAUAGCACAUUUUCAAGUAUUGCCAAAAGGAUUCUAUUUUUAAGUCCAGGUCGAGUUGGCAUUAGGAUUGAAGCAAACAAGCCACUUUCACCAGAAAAAUGUACUAUUCAUGAGGAAGAGAAUGGCAAAAUUUUCCUCAAAGGAAUUUUCAAAUUUAGCAGAUCCCAGUCUAGAUUAGUUUCAGAAAAAUGUGGCAUUGAUGAGGACUUUAUUCCCAGAUGUGGAUUCAUCAUGAAUGGUGGAAUUCCUUGUAGACGGCCACCGGUUAAAGGGAGAAAGAGAUGUGAAGAGCAUAAAGGAAUGAGAAUUUAUGGAUCUAGUAGUUCUAAAUCCAUUGCAGAAGGAAAUUCACAUAAUUUUCCUGAUGUGCAUCUGAACUCCAGCACUCACGAUGACCAGGACCACACUAUUGAAUGUGGGGUAAAUUUAGGUGAUGGGAAUUUCUGUAGGAGGCAACCAGUGUCGGGAAGGAAAAGAUGCGAGGAACACAAAGGGAUGAGGGUUAAGAGAUCUGUCUCUAAGCCAAUAGCAGAAGAAAAAUGCCAUAUUCCUUCCAUCACUUUGGUACGCAGUAGUUCUGGUGGCCAGACAAACUGCAAUGCCUCAUCUGAAAUCGACAGUGGUCAUAGAUUGCAGUUUCAAUCUUCAAAUGGAAGCUCUGUUGAUGAAUUUCUGUCUACUACUUGUGGAGCAACUUUGGGGAAUGGUUCAGUCUGCAGAAGGCAACCUGUUCGAGGAAAUAAGAAGUGUUGGCAGCAUAAAGGCAGGAGAGAUGGUUGUAGCCUUUCUGAUACUGCUGCUUCCUUCUCAGGGUUUGACACCUUCACAUGUGGAGUUUCCUUACAGGAUGGUUUUAUAUGCAUGAGACAACCUGUUCGUGGAAGAAAGAGAUGUGAGCAACACAAGGGAAUGAGAGUCUCCACAUCCUUUUAUUGAAUUGUAACAUAAGAAUUUAGAGAAUUUGAGUGUUGUAUUACAAAGGCUUCCUAACUUGUUCAAAAUUGUUGUAGCUUGUUUUCCCUAAAACAUUAGGGCAUGGUUGUACAUCUAUUUAUUGGCAGUGUGCAUUUGUGAAAGGAUUGACGACCUGUUUCUUUGAAUAUAUUUUACCUGGGUGUUCCUAUUAAACUAGAGUAA